GUACUGUGAAUAUACAUUAUAUACAUGUCAUUUCAUGUAUAUUAAUGCUGAAAAGUGUGGUUGUAUGUACUUAUCACCGUAUAUGUUAAGUAUAAAUAUGUUUUCAUGUGUGUUCUUAAGAAAAUUGCAGCACUCGUAUGGGAAAGUUUUGAUCUUGAUUUUGCCUUUGUCCAAGAAACCACACAAAAAAAAAUUAAGAAAUGCAAAAUGACCGGUAGGAAUUGUUCUACUGUACGAUCCGUGAUUGUAAAACGUAGGGAGACGAAUUUACAGCUGAAAGCAAAGUAUCGACAGAACACCGCGGUCACUAAUUGCAAGUGAAAGAGGAAGUGGAAUGAUAAAACACUGAUAAUUAGAGUUCGGGAAGAGGCAGUCCUUCGACUUUAAGUACUUGUGGUCUUGUGUUAAAACUGUAGAGGGCGCUGGCUUUCUCGAUCAGUGUGUUCACAGAUCGGGAGAGAAGGAAAAGGAGAGCAGCGGGGAUCACCCAGGCUCGGGGUGGUAUAGCCAAAACAUAUCGCUAAGAAAUGGCCGGAGGGUUGUGUUGGAACCGAAGCUGGACAGUGCCCAUUCUCAUUCUAGGGCUUUGCGCUAUUUCUAGUCGGGCUGAGGAGGACAACUUUAGUGCAGAGUCUUGGCUACAGACGUAUGGAUACAUUCCUCAAGGUGGCCUACGAAUGUCCACGAUGAGAUCAGCGCAGACACUCUCCAAUGCCAUUGCUAACAUGCAGAGGUUCUACGGAAUUCAAGUAACAGGGGAACUGGAUGAAAACACAAAACUGUGGAUGAAGAAACCCCGCUGUGGUGUUCCUGACAACUUUGGUACAGAAAUCAAGACAAAUCUGCGUCGUAAACGGUAUGCCCUCACAGGACAAAAGUGGAACCGGGAACGUGUCACAUUCAGUAUUCAGAACUAUACACCCAAAGUGGGGGAACAUAAGUCAUACCAGGCCAUCCGGAAGGCUUUUUCAGUCUGGCAGAAAGCUACACCAUUAAUCUUUGAAGAGAUUCCUUAUUACGAUAUUCGAUAUGGCCGCAGGAAGAAUGCAGACAUCGUGGUCUUCUUUGCCUCUGGUUUCCAUGGGGACAGUUCCCCAUUCGAUGGUGAGGGUGGUUUCCUUGCUCAUGCCUAUUUCCCUGGCCCUGGAAUGGGUGGCGACACACAUUUUGAUUCAGAUGAGCCCUGGACACUGGAUAACAUUGACCUUCAGGGAAAUGACCUGUUCCUUGUGGCAGUACAUGAGUUGGGCCAUGCUCUGGGCCUAGAACAUUCGAAUAACCCAAGUGCCAUUAUGGCACCCUUUUACCAAUGGAUGGAUACAGAGAAAUUUGUGCUUCCAGAAGAUGAUCUGAGGGGGAUACAGCAAAUUUAUGGUCCACCAGAUAGCAAACCCAAACCUACAAAUUCAUUGCCAACUGUGACACCACGGAGACCAAAGAAACCCAAAACACCUACGGAGAGAAAACCAUCUCCCAGGGACCCUGAUUCAAAUAUUCCCAGGUCUACCGAUGGACCUACCCAAUAUGGUCCGAACAUAUGCGAUGGCAAUUUUGAUUCUAUGGCCAUGUUGCGGGGAGAAAUGUUUGUAUUUAAGGGUCUUUGGUUCUGGAGGGUUCGAAAUAACCGAGUACUCGACAAUUAUCCAAUGCCUAUCGGUCAUUUCUGGAGAGGACUGCCACCCAAUAUUGAUGCAGCAUAUGAACGGCAUGAUGGAAAGUUUGUGUUUUUUAAAGCUAAAUUCUCCUUCCGCAUCUAUGUAGCUUAA
Molecule: messenger RNA, 1766 nt
Organism: Chiloscyllium plagiosum (whitespotted bambooshark)
Lineage: Eukaryota; Metazoa; Chordata; Chondrichthyes; Orectolobiformes; Hemiscylliidae
Source: RefSeq, a predicted model, not a curated record